This is a messenger RNA of Dioszegia hungarica, 1596 nucleotides long. Its product is annotated as putative glycosyl hydrolase. The coding region runs from base 1 to 1596 and encodes 531 amino acids. Gene Ontology annotation, biological process: carbohydrate metabolic process. NCBI's taxonomy places the organism in Eukaryota, Fungi, Basidiomycota, Tremellomycetes, Tremellales, Bulleribasidiaceae. The record is from RefSeq and is a predicted model, not a curated record. Gene Ontology annotation, molecular function: hydrolase activity, hydrolyzing O-glycosyl compounds. The transcript has 5 exons.
AUGGCCUCCAACCCCAUCGUCCCCGGCUUCAACCCCGACCCGUCCGUCUGCCGCGUAGGCAAAGACUACUACCUCGCCACGAGCACCUUUGAGUUCUUUCCCGGCGUGCCCAUCUACCACAGCACCGAUCUCGUCAACUGGAAACUCAUCGGGCAUGCGCUGAACCGACCGAGUCAGCUGUAUAUGCGCACAGAGGUAGCGGGGGCGGGCAUCUUUGCGCCGACGCUGAGGUAUCAUAAGGGGCGGUGGUACAUGACGACGUGUUGCGUCAGGACCAGGAAUGAUGGUGUACAUGAUGAGAUUCGAGGGUUCAUCGUUUCGACCGAUGAUAUUUGGGAUGACUCGAAGUGGAGCGACCCCAUCCCUAUCGAUAUGGUCGGGAUUGACCAGGACCUCUUCUUUGACGAUGACGACAAGGUGUACCUCUGCACUUCCCGCCUCGGUCCCUCAUACGGCGGCGGCCCGCGCCAACCCUCCGGCGCCCUCUUGACAACCUACGGCGCCGAGAUCGACAUCACCACCGGCCGAAACCUCACCCGGCCCGUCAUGCUGCGCGACUCGGACCAGAUCAACCGUAUUGCCGAAGGCCCGCACAUGUACAAGCGGAACGGGUGGUACUACCUCAUGAUCGCCGAGGGGGGCACCGAGGAGCACCACCAGGAAUGGAUCUUCCGCUCCAAGUCCCCCUUGGGACCAUAUGAGCACCCACCGGAAGGGAUCAACCCGCUCGUGCACAAUGGGCCGGAGAGCACGGAGGUGAUGUGCACCGGUCACGCGGAUAUGUUUGAGGGAGUGGAUGGGAGGUGGUGGGUCACUAUGCUGGCGACGAGGCCGCAGGGGGACGGGAAAGUGGCGCAGCUGGGGAGGGAGACGUUCCUUGCGCCGGUAGAGUGGACACAGGAGGGUUGGCCGGUGUUCAACGGGAGGGAGAAGAUCGGGUUGACGGUCAAGGGGAUCGAGACGGGGCCGAAGCCUACCGAGUGGUCAGACGAUUUCAGCAGCGACAAGCUCAAUCUUGGCUGGUACUCUGUCCGUACCCCUGUCCGCCAAGAACAUUCCCUCUCCGCCCGACCCAACACCCUCACACUCUACGGCAACCCCUUCCGGAUCGACCAGCGCGAAUCUCCCGCCCUCCUCUGCCGGAAACAGCAAUACCACAGCGGGACGUGGCUCACCACGCUCGACUUUGAGCCAGACUCGGAGUAUGACGAGGCGGGGACGGCGGUCUUUUGGUCGAAUUUCAGCUUCAUCUCGAUGAUCAUCAGGAAGAAGGGGCAGGGGAGGGAGUUGGUCUUGCGAUGGAAUAGGUAUGAGGAUGAUAAGCGCGAGGAGGUCGUAACUUCACUCAAGACCGCUAAUGGCCCAAUCCAGCUCGGUUUCCGCGCCGCUCCCACUUCUUACACGCCCUUCUACCAAGAGUCCGCCGCCGACUCGCCGACCGACCUACAGACGCUUGACUCGAACGUCAUCUGCAGGAACAAGAUCUGGGAUUCGCCAUUUACCGGCACGCACUUUGCACUGUUUGCGCAGGGGGCAGAUGGGGAGGUGUGCCUCACUCCAGCCCACUUUGGGAGGACGAGCUUCGUACCUAAUUGA